AUGGCUUAUCUUGCGCAUUCUUCCUCAAAGUUACUCAACGGAAAAUCGGAUUCGGGAGGCAACAUGGCGAGGGUUGAUAGAGGAUCGGGGCGGGAAACUCGGAAGUUCCCCGCGGUAAACUAUUGAGGGUUAUCAUCGGGAAGUCGCCAUUUGUAUAUCAGAACCGGUUGCACAGAUGGAUUGAAUCAUAUUCAUUGAAACAAUCCAGAACAGUGAGGCCUUUACCUCACACCCACAAGUCAUCCCAGUCCUCAUAAAGGGCGACAAGUCACCAUGGGAAGCAUCGCCCCAGGAACAGCCACAACCCCCAUCCCUCAAACCCCAUGGAUCCAAACCCCUCUCGUCGAAUCUGCCUCUCUCUCCCGCGCAGCAGGCUGCCGCAUCUUCCUCAAACUCGAAAACGUCCAGCCAAGCGGCUCCUUCAAGUCCCGCGCCAUGGGCAACCAAAUCCUCUCACACCUGAAGAACCCAGCGCACGCAGGCCGCCCCGUGCACUUCUACGCCUCGUCCGGUGGAAACGCGGGUCUUGCUGCUGUCUGCGCAUCCAGGAGCCUGGGGUACCCGUGUACGGUUGUGUUGCCGACGAGCACGAAGCCGAUGAUGGUAGAGCGGUUGCGGACGGCGGGGGCGGUUAGCGUGGUGCAGCAUGGCGAGACGAUUUCUGAGGCAGGAGAGUUUAUGAAGGAGGUGCUUAUGAAGGAGGUUGGGGAGGGGGAGAGUGAAGAUGUGGUUAAGGUUGCGCUGCAUCCGUUUGAUAAUGAGCCGAUUUGGCAGGGGAACAGCACUAUUGUCGAUGAACUCGCCACUCAGCUUCCUGCAUCUGCGUCUGUGGAAUCUUACCACGACAGACCACUUCCCCUUGAUGCAAUCAUCUGCAGUGUUGGUGGCGGAGGCCUCCUCAACGGUUUGAUCAUGGGUCUUGAACGUGAACGCCAGAAGAAGCACCUCCCUGUUUCCAAGAAAGACAUCCACCUUCUCGCCAUUGAAACCUUAGGCACCGACUCCCUCGCCCAAGCCAUGGCUCAGAAAUCUCACAUCUCGCUCUCUAAAAUUACAUCCCAAGCUAUCUCUCUUGGCUGCGUCCGCGUUUCUGAAAAGACAUUCAACUACGCCCUCUCCCCGCCACCGGGGCUGAAAGUGCACAGCGCCGUUUUGUCAGAUGCAGACGCGGCACGUGGUUCGCUUCGUCUGGCUGAUGAUGAGCGUUUGCUCGUGGAAUUAGCAUGCGGUGUCUGCGUUGAAGCUGCCGUUGGCGAUGCCGGCAGAGCGCGUGCGGCUAUGAUCAGCAAGAAGCGGAAGAGGUCUUCAUCUGACGAAGGGUAUGGGGAUGAUCGGUCUUCUGUCGAGAAUGAGUCUGAUACGGAGUAUAGCCACUCCGCAUCUUCGUCUUUCAGUACCAAAUCCUUGCCGUCGUCGGUAUCGGGUGAGACUGGUUCAUUGCAAUCGAAGCUGAAGCAGUUGGUGCCGGACUUGAACUCCGAGAGUCGUGUGGUGAUUGUUGUUUGUGGUGGGAGUAAUGUUUCUGUUGAUGUUGCUGUGGAGUGGAGGAAAAUGUUGCGAGAGGGAUGGGGUGAGUAGUGAUUACUUUCUGUUGGCUUUUUGUUGCUUUUUCUGGGUUUAUUGGCGGGCAUUGCGUUUGAAAAUCGCGUACGAUGCAUAAUAUUUGUUUUGAUACCUUUUGUUUG
Aspergillus ruber CBS 135680 is the source of this 1685-nucleotide messenger RNA. RefSeq names its product putative L-serine dehydratase. NCBI's taxonomy places the organism in Eukaryota, Fungi, Ascomycota, Eurotiomycetes, Eurotiales, Aspergillaceae. Gene Ontology annotation, molecular function: L-serine ammonia-lyase activity; threonine deaminase activity; pyridoxal phosphate binding. The transcript is spliced from 2 exons. Gene Ontology annotation, biological process: L-serine catabolic process; L-threonine catabolic process. The record is from RefSeq and is a predicted model, not a curated record. Bases 274 to 1578 code for a protein of 434 amino acids.